AAGAAGAAUUGUUUUACUUGUGAAUUUGAUUAAUGGAAACCCUUGGUCGACUUUAAAUUAUCUGAGCAAAAAAUUAUUACAAUUUAUUUACGGUGAUAUUAAACAUUUAUUUACUAUUAUAUCAUACUAUUCCGCAAAAUGGUGCAGCAAGAGGCAGUGAUUGUAAGGAACGCUAUAAAGCGUUAUCAGAAAGAAUUGGUGUUCAAUGGCCUGAAUAUGACUGUUUCAAGAGGUUCCAUCUAUGGACUAUUAGGAGCCAGCGGAUGUGGAAAAACCACACUACUGUCUUGCAUUGUCGGAAUUCGAUAUCUCGACAGCGGAGAAGUGUGGGUUUUGGGAGGAAAUCCGGGCAGCAAGGACUCCGGUAUCCCUGGGCCUCAAGUAGGUUACAUGCCGCAGGAGAUCUCCUUAAUCGAAGAGUUCACCAUGAGUAGUGCUCUAUAUUACUUCGGCAGAAUUAACGGGCUCGACAAUGAGGAGAUUGAGACGAGUCAAAGGUUUUUGUCGGAGUUAUUGCAAUUACCUCCAACAAAUCGCCUAAUAAAAAACAUGAGUGGAGAUCAACAGAGAAGAAUUUCUCUUGCCGCUGCGAUGAUUCACAAGCCCGAACUUUUAAUCCUGGACGAACCCACUGUGGGCUUGGAUCCAAUUUUGAGGGAGAACAUUUGGGCCUAUAUGAUUCAGAUUACGCAGGAGGAAGGUACCACCGUGCUGAUCACAACGCACUACAUCGAAGAAACUAAAGAUGCUAAUAAAAUCGGUUUAAUGAGACAUGGUAAAAUGUUGACGGAAUUAACACCGCAGAAAUUACUGGAGCGAUUUCAAUGUUCGUCUUUGGAGGAGACUUUCUUGAAACUGUGCAAAGCACAGGAUAAUACAGCUUCUUUAAAUGACGCUCAGGAAUUUAAAAUGGAAGAUAUUGAUAGUGACGUUUCGUAUCAAAACCAAAAUCAAUAUGAACAAACAAAAGCAACCUUGGAGUAUAAACCGGUUUCAAAGCGCCAAGUUUCGCGAUUGAGAAGAUUCACAGCUUUAUUAACGAAGAAUGGCAAUCAAUUUUUACGUUUUUAUGGAGGACUAGUGUAUGCAAUAUUGUUUCCGAUAAUCCAAGUCAGCAUAUUUAUUGUCGCAAUUGGUAAAGAUCCAAAAGGAUUGAAAAUUGCGGUUGUCAAUGAUGAAGUUGGCAACUGCGAUUACAACAAUUUUAGUAAUGUUUGGAAUGACGAAAUUACUUGCCACUUUAGUAACCUGAGUUGUAGGUUCUUGCAUAGUUUUAAUGACUCCAUCGCAACACAGAAAUAUUAUGACGAUAUUUACGAGGCGACUUAUGCCGUACAAAAUGAAAAACUCAAUGGUUUAAUGUAUUUUAGUCAAAACUUUUCCGAAGCUCUUCAGAUACGAAUGGAAGAUGCCACUUCAGCGAAGGAUUCCGAUCUUCUUGCCAGUCAAAUUCAAGUUUUUCUAGAUAUGAGUGAUAUGCUAAUUGGAUUACAUAUACAAAACAAGUUAUUCUAUCGUUUCUUAGAAAUUUAUGAGGAAGUUAUGAAAGAUUGCAAAUAUUCGCCAAAAUUGGCCAAUCUGCCAAUUCGAUUUGAAAAACCCGUUUAUGGUACGACAGAUCUCAAUUAUGCAGAUUUCAUAGCACCAUCAUUCAUGUUAAUACUUAUCUUCAGUUUAGCCAAUACAGUCUCUACCUCCCUGAUAAUUGCAGAUCGAUUAGAGGGUAUUUGGAAUCGAAGUAUAGUCCAAGGGGUCAAAACAGAUGAAAUCCUAGUGUCUCAUAUUCUUAUUCAGAGCAUCAUCAUAAUCAUUCACACCGCUAUGAUAAUGCUCUUAUACUUUUCUAUAUGGGAAUUGGAAUGUAAAGGAUCAAUAUUUGACAUAAUAAUCCUCACAUUUCUUAUGGGUUUUUGUGGAUUGAUGUACGGUUUCGUAAUUUCUAUUAUGUGGAAAGAUUACAUAAUGGCGAAUUUCACUUCGAUUGGAAGCUUUGUCGUAUUAAUAUUCUGUAGUGGAUGUAUAUGGCCAAUAGAAGGAAUGCCAAAAGAGCUUCGAUGGAUCAGCUAUAUAUUACCAACUACUUUGCCCUCUAUAUCUAUGAGAGGAAUAAUCUACAAAGGUUAUUCUGUAUUUGAACAACAAGUUUAUAUUGGUUUCAUAAUAGUUGUGGGAUGGAUAUUGUUUUAUUUUAUCGUAACUAUAGUUAGUUUAAGACGGAAGACCUUGUAAUAUUAUUUAAAAUGUCUAAAGAAAAUUCUUUAAAAGGAAAACAAAAGCAGUCUGACAUAGACUGCAAAGUUUAAAUAGAUGUAUACGUAGAA
Molecule: messenger RNA, 2321 nt
Organism: Acromyrmex echinatior (Panamanian leafcutter ant)
Lineage: Eukaryota; Metazoa; Arthropoda; Insecta; Hymenoptera; Formicidae
Product: ABC transporter G family member 20
Cellular component (GO): membrane
Molecular function (GO): ABC-type transporter activity; ATP hydrolysis activity; ATP binding
Source: RefSeq, a predicted model, not a curated record